Amphimedon queenslandica is the source of this 505-nucleotide messenger RNA. Its product is annotated as phosphatidylglycerol/phosphatidylinositol transfer protein-like. The coding region runs from base 5 to 505 and encodes 166 amino acids. Lineage: Eukaryota; Metazoa; Porifera; Demospongiae; Haplosclerida; Niphatidae. The record is from RefSeq and is a predicted model, not a curated record. The transcript has 5 exons.
GAAGAUGGGUAGACUAGUAGAGUAUAUACUGUUACUUCUAUCAGUUGUACUAGUAGUAUCUACAUUGACUGGAUCUACUAACAAUUACUACAAUGAACCUACUGGAAAUGAAGGAUUCACAGAUUGUUCUCUUACUAAGAAAUUUGCCCAAUUCUUUAAUGUAUCAUUAACUUCAUAUACAUUGAAAAGAGGAGAUAGCAUUCACUGGAAUGCAGAUCUACAGAUUAAGAGGACUAUAAAAUGGGGUAUACUGCAUUUCACAAUGACACACAAAUUCAAGAAUUAUACUAAUAUUACUUUUCUUGAUGAUAAAUUUAAUUUAUGCGAUUUCUUUGUGGAUUUAAUCAAUAAACACUGCCCAAUACAACCAGGAAUGUAUCAUUUAAAUUACAGUGCCCAAAUCCCCAACCUCUUAUGGCCAGGUAGGUAUUAUGCCAAAGGUACUGUGUACAAUAAAAAAGGAGAGGAAAUGAUGUGUCAAAUGACAGAAUUAACCAUCAAAUAA